Spea bombifrons (plains spadefoot toad) is the source of this 1123-nucleotide messenger RNA. Its product is annotated as inosine-uridine preferring nucleoside hydrolase-like. NCBI's taxonomy places the organism in Eukaryota, Metazoa, Chordata, Amphibia, Anura, Pelobatidae. The record is from RefSeq and is a predicted model, not a curated record. The transcript has 6 exons. Gene Ontology annotation, molecular function: hydrolase activity, hydrolyzing N-glycosyl compounds. The coding region runs from base 113 to 1078 and encodes 321 amino acids.
UCGGUUGAGAACGUGGCAUCCGUUACGACAUCAAGUCACAUGACCGCUCCUUUCUGCCAGACGGACUUACUGAGCUACUUGUGAGUGCCGUGAGGACUCUGAGGACAUCAGGAUGUCUAAGAAGCUGCUCCUGGUAGAUGUGGACUGCGGUGUAGAUGACGCUCAGGCUCUGAUGAUGGCUCUGGCAGCUCCAGAGGUUGAGAUCCUGGGGAUCACGUGCUGUCACGGCAAUACCCUGGUAGACCAUGUCUGUGGAAAUGUGCUCCGCGUCCUGCAGGUCUGCGACAGGCUCCAGAUCCCCGUGUACAGAGGGGCGAGCGGGCCACUGUUGGGCGAGGCACAUUCCAUUAAUGCGUCCCAUUAUCACGGCAAAGAUGGCUUGGGAGAUGUGCCUGACCCUGCUGCUCCAGGACUCGACUGCUUGCAAAAGGAGCACGCGGUUCUGGCAAUGCUGAGAAUAGCCAACGAGUAUUCCGGACAGGUAUCCUUGGUUGCAACCGGGCCUCUGACUAACCUGGCAUUAGCCGUGAAUAUGGACCCAACUUUUCCACAGAAGAUUAAAAGUCUCUUUAUCAUGGGUGGCAACAUGGAAUCCAGGGGAAAUACUACAGUGUGUGGGGAAUUCAACUUUGCAUGUGAUCCAGAAGCAGCCUACAUCGUGCUGAAUGCCUUUGAGUGUCCGACUUACAUCGCGACAUGGGAAUUCACUUGUCAGAACUGCCUUUCAUGGGCCUUCCAUAAAGAAUGCAUUCAUCAGGAUACCAAAAAGGCAGAGUUCAUGAGAAAGAUCUAUGCUCAUGCUGCAGAAUUUACCGAACGCUGCUCUGAUGACCUCGGGGAGGACUGGGGUAAAGGUUUUGUGUCUUGUGACUCAUACGCCAUGGCCGCUGCUAUAGACGAGAGCUUUGUUACAAAUGCUAUGACGUGUGCAGUGAGUGUGGAGCUGAGUGGGACCUACACCCGAGGAAUGAUGGUACUGGACACUAUAGGAAAACUAAACAAGAAGCAGAAAGCUUCCGUCAUGACUAAAUGUGAUAUGGAGAAGUUCAAACGCUUCAUGAUGGCUGCACUGAAAUAACAAAAGUGACAUUCUUUUACAUAAAACCUCAAACAAGGAAAGAAA